AUCAUUGACGCCCCUCCCCGGCAGCGGUCCUCCCUCGUGAAGGCGCAGUUAGUCCAGAAAAGCCUGGAUAUUAGAAUAGAACAUUAAAGCGGACGGACUCUUCCUUCUGUUUCUUCUUCCUCCUGUGUGUGUGAGGUAGUAUUUGGACUAUGUGUGCGCCGGGGGUUUGACGCGGCUGGUCGUUUUUCCGCGGUCGGACUGAGAUGCAUCCCCGGAGCGUUGAACCUGCUCCAUCCCGCACACAAAGCCUGUGAAGCAGGCCGUGUUUUCCUCCUCUGAAAGGCCGCCUGAUGAUGAGCAGACAUGUCCGGGAACCACUACAAAGGCCACGAAGUCAGCUGCUGCAUCAAAUACUUCAUUUUUGGAUUCAACAUCCUGUUUUGGCUGCUGGGCAUGGCCUUAGUUGGAAUUGGACUGUGGGCGUGGAGUGAGAAGGGCGUCCUGUCCAAUAUCUCGUCCAUCACAGACCUGGGAGGUCUGGACCCAGUCUGGCUCUUCAUGGUAGUCGGCGGGGUCAUGUUCAUUCUGGGCUUUGCCGGAUGCAUCGGAGCGCUGCGGGAAAACACCUUCCUGCUCAAGUUUUUCUCUGUUUUCCUGGGAAUCAUCUUUUUCCUGGAGUUAACGACAGGAGUCUUGGCCUUCGUCUUUAAGGACUGGAUUAAAGACCAACUGAACCUGUUCAUCAACAACAACAUUCGGGCGUACCGGGAUGACAUUGAUCUACAGAACCUCAUUGACUUCACUCAGGAAUAUUGGGAAUGCUGUGGUGCAUUUGGAGCAGAUGAUUGGAACCUGAACAUCUACUUUAACUGCACUGAUGGGAAUCCCAGUCGGGAAAAGUGUGGAGUUCCCUUCUCCUGCUGCACCAAGGAUCCAGCGGAGGAUGUAAUAAACACUCAAUGUGGAUACGACAUUCGAGCUAAGCCAGACUCGGAGCAGAAGGACUACAUCAACGUAAAAGGCUGCGUGCCGCAGUUUGAGAAGUGGCUGCAGGACAACCUCACCCUGGUCGCUGGGAUCUUCAUAGGAGUUGCACUACUACAGAUUUUCGGUAUUUGUUUGGCCCAAAACUUAGUGAGUGACAUCGAAGCUGUGCGGGCGAGCUGGGUGCCCCCCCCUCUCUCCAUGCGCCGACUCCCACCUCACUCCAGCAAGAAAGCAUCGGCUUACUACAAAUGAGACACACACACACACAUAUGCUGUGUUUGUAGCCGUUUUUUUACCUAACCAUGAAGCAGCACUACAUUUCUAACAGGUAAUAUCCCUUUUUAUUCAACUAGACCAGGGAUUCUUUAAAAUGACUUCUGGGUCAUAUUAACGGUACUGAAAGCAGUGUUUUGUCUGGUGUUUUUGUCAGCUCUGGGUCUUUGAACGCGCCUCGAGGACUUCACCGAUCACCUGCACCAUUUUGUUCAAUGAACCAGCACCUUCUUACAAGCACUAACGCGUGACACGGUCUGUACAUAAUGACACUGUGUGUGACUACUGUAUGAAGAGAAUCGUCCCAGAGGAGGGGGUCAACGUGCACUACAUGCUCCAGUUUUGAUAGCUACGUGUAGGAGUUUUGAUACAUCUUUUUGAUAUUAGAUCGGUAUUUUUCACUGUGGAAAUUAUGCUCCGUUGUUAAACCUGUCAUAUAGACUGCAAAAUAGUUAGUGGGAGGUGUGCUUCAAAAAAAAAAAAAAAAAGUUGUGCUUUCAUUGCAUUACAUUCACCAUUUUCCCCACAUGGAGGCACUUGUGAGCAACAGUUCCACUAGAUUUAGGAGGAAAUCUCUUUGAAUUAACCGACAAACUACUUCGUAACGGUGAGAUACAACAAAUU
This is a messenger RNA of Sphaeramia orbicularis (orbiculate cardinalfish), 1824 nucleotides long. It is a transcript of the gene tspan5a, whose product is annotated as tetraspanin 5a. Gene Ontology annotation, cellular component: plasma membrane. NCBI's taxonomy places the organism in Eukaryota, Metazoa, Chordata, Actinopteri, Kurtiformes, Apogonidae. The record is from RefSeq and is a predicted model, not a curated record. Bases 304 to 1179 code for a protein of 291 amino acids. The transcript is spliced from 11 exons.